GUUCGCUUGGUUUUUUUUUGUUGUUGUUGUGUGCGCGCAAAAAACACACAAGCAGCAAGCAAGAAGCAAAGGAGAUGGAGGACAAGACACAGGAGGCACAGCCGCAGCCGGAAGCGGCGGCACGUGGCGCAGGUGACAACGUGGGGUCGUCGUGGGGCGCGUGGGCUUGGCAAGCGCUGUUUGGUGGUAGGGACGCAGGAACAGGGACCGCGCAGAGCCAGCGCACACAGGAGCAACCCACACAGUUACAGCAGCAGGAGCAGCAGCAGCCGGAAGAGCUGCGUGCAUCACCAUCGUCUGUGGUGGCUGGUGGCAACGGCAGUGACAGCAGCAGCGACGAUGGCCAGGCCUCAGCACCAUCGCUACCAGUGACGGCAGAUAUCAAGCCAAAGACCAAGACGUUCGCAGAGCGGAUACGGGGCGCGUUUGUGCCCCUAUCACAACGGCAGCAAGAUGAGCUGCAGGAGGAGGAAGAGGAGAAGAAGCCUGACCCCUUUGUCGUCUACAUGAACGAGAAGACAGGCAUGACGGAGGAGCAGCUGGCGUCCGCUGUGCGGGUGACAUCGACAGCGGGUAUUGCAGGCUUUCUCUUUGGUGGCGUGACCAGCAUAUCGGAUGCUGCAAAGAAGUAUCAGCUCGAGAACCAGAACACCAAGUAUCACUCUCACCGACAAAUGCAGAGUGAGCUGAACACGCAUGUGCUGCGUACGUUCUUUCGGCGUGGCUCUGCCUUUGGAUGGAAGACCACCAUCUUUGUUGGCGGACUCGAGAUUGGCACGAAGCUAAUGGAGGCACAACGGCAGAGGAAAGACGUGUUCAACACUGUCAUCCCAGGAACGCUGAUGGGGACGGUGUUUGGGCUGCGUCGCGGCGUCCGGGGUGGCGCCCUGGGAUUGUGGGCCGGCCUCGUCUUCAGGUAA
This is a messenger RNA of Salpingoeca rosetta, 920 nucleotides long. RefSeq lists its product as uncharacterized. Lineage: Eukaryota; Choanoflagellata; Craspedida; Salpingoecidae. Gene Ontology annotation, cellular component: mitochondrion. Bases 75 to 920 code for a protein of 281 amino acids. The record is from RefSeq and is a predicted model, not a curated record. The transcript has 5 exons.